UUGCAGAAAGAGAAACCAUGGUGACGACCCAGCGCAACCCAGCGGGCCUGGUGAAGCUGUGCCUCGUUGCCGUUCAGAAACUACUGGCUUCGGCGGCCAUGAAGCGCACUUGGAGCUCAAACAAGAAUGACCUUUCCAGCAUCGUCCAAUCACACAUCCCGCACAACCUCAGGCAGAAGUUACAGGAGCAGGUGGUGCAGGACUGGCGCGUGUACGACACCGUGACCCUUCGCCUCCUGGAGUUGCUAUUCUCGCCAGCCACCUGCUCCCUCAGACUCAUCCACAUCCGCACCUUCUACAGAGAUGCCUUUGUGAAUCUCUUGCCUCGUCUCACGGGCUUGAUGGAGCUUAGCAUUCAGGACCCAGUGUGGACGCUGAGCAGGCGACAGCUCGGGUUAGCAGCCACUGCCCUGUCUGCCAUGACGCAUCUCCGCGUGCUGACCUUGCAGUACUGUGCUCAUGACCGGCUCCUGGCAGUCGUUGGUGCUAACUGUCCGUUUAUACAGGUCGUAGACGUUCGUGGUUCUCGAGAUGUGACUGACGAAGGCGUGUGGUCACUCGUCACCCUGGACCCCGGGGGCGCCUUCCUCUCCCUCGAAAGUCACUUUCAGAAGCAGAAGGUGUCCGAGAAAUUCCGCAACUGCUGGGGCGCUGCCGUCAAGUCUCUCACCUCUAAGUUGGUCACUGCUCUCACUGAGGCGACAGUGCAAGCGGAGCAGACGAAGGAGGAAGAUCAGCCCGUGAACUGGUGCCGAUGCUGCGCCACACUGACAUAUAUAGACUUGCGCUGCACGAGGGUCACCCCCGUCGGCCUCUCCCUCUUGACGCAGGCCCUUCCACCCACCACCCAGAUCGUACGCAACGCCCAGGGAUGCCUGGCAACACAGACCUGAGUAAAUGGGGGUUCCAUUAGCUUCGAGGUUCAUCUGUCCUUAGUCACAACGCGUUCCAUAUAUUUUUUUCUCUUGUUUCUUACAUUUUCUUUUCCUUUCUUUUUCUUUUUCUUUUAUUUUGUUUUGUCUGCGCUCAGAGUCAGUGUUCAAAGUUUCAUCUCCUCAUUUCUCUCAUGUGUGUUUUCAGGGGUCAUAAUUUAUGUCACUUUUACGUGUGUGAUACCUUUCGUUUCAUUUUCGGAAUAUCUGAAAGACAGAAAUAUGUAUAUUUUUCCGAUUUUGGAAAGUGUCUUUUAUGGAUUUUUGUUGUUUAUGCAAACUGAUAUUUUUGUUUUCUGUAUAUAAUUUUGACUGUCUUUGGUGUCACGUUUUAUCCUUUGUCUUCGAAGAUUUUUUCAAGACCUUUUUUGUAUUUAAUUAUGUUCACGUGGAUGAGGUUGUCAUGCCAUGAAGUGUGUACAUUCCUAAACACUAUGCAUUCCCAAAAGAAAUGCAUUAUUUGUGUACGUGGAUGAUAUAGUCAUCACCAUUAUCAUAUCAUCACUAUCAUCAUCAUCAUCCUUCUCGAUAUGAAUGCGUUGAACAUUACAUUGUGAUAUUUCAUUUCUAAUCAUGUUCCUAAUUAAACUCUUCUCAGCGUAACCCACCACUCUUUAUAUGUGAUUUGUCUGACAGACAGUUUAACAUUAUCCUAUGGUUUCGCAUUAUAUAUAUAAAUCCCCCAUCUACUAAGCUCCUUUAACUGUUGUAGGUUAGAGGAGACUUAGUGAUGGAUGGAAAAUAAUUACUUUUGUGACUGGCAGUAUGGCAAUCCAUUAUUUUUUCUCGCUACAGAUUUAUCUCGGAUGUAAAAUAAUAAAUAAAUAAUUAAAUAAACAUGUCGUCUGUGGAAAGCCAUGAAUCUGUCGUCACACGCUUAUAUUUAUAUCGUAAACAUGUAAGGUAUUCAGAGCAUGGGACGAGUAUGGAAUUCGAGAAUGCAUGUUUUACACUCACCCUGCAUUGUUGUUGGUGCUUCGUGGAGAGAAAGGGAUUAUUUAUCCGCGAAGAGAUUAAGGUGUGAUAGAUAAUAAUAAAAGUGAUUGUUUAUUAGUUCAUGAUUUUGCCUCGUUAUAGCAAAAAAAAAAAAAAAAAAAAA
Molecule: messenger RNA, 2031 nt
Organism: Penaeus monodon (black tiger shrimp)
Lineage: Eukaryota; Metazoa; Arthropoda; Malacostraca; Decapoda; Penaeidae
Source: RefSeq, a predicted model, not a curated record